This is a messenger RNA of Trichomonas vaginalis G3, 1464 nucleotides long. Its product is annotated as armadillo (ARM) repeat-containing protein family. The record is from RefSeq and is a predicted model, not a curated record. The transcript has a single exon. NCBI's taxonomy places the organism in Eukaryota, Parabasalia, Trichomonadida, Trichomonadidae. The coding region runs from base 1 to 1464 and encodes 487 amino acids.
AUGAAAAAUAUAAGUGUAAGUUCAACAGAAUCAAAUGCAAAUUCAUUCAAUGGUAUCGUCCCAGAAUCAAUUAAGAACGAAUCGUUCAAUCUAGAAGAGAAUAUCCAAUCAUUUAACGAAAAUUUAGAAAAUCAAGAUUAUGAUAAAGCAAGUAACAUAUUAAUUGAUAUUGCCAAGUAUAUUUCUAUAGCUCAGCAUCCUGCACAAGACUUCAUUAAUAGCAAAUUCGUAGAUACACUGAUAAAUAUUUUAAUUACACCGUAUCCAAGAGCAGGAAAAUUCAAAAUGUUCACCAUACACAAAUCAUCAUUCAAUAUAUUAAUCAAAUUACUUACGAAAUCUAAAGAAUUAGCAACCUACUUAGUAGAAAAUUCGAUAUUUAAUGUUAUGUCACCAUUUCUUAUCAAUGACGAUGAUAACUUUACAUUAUAUCUCACAUUGAAUCUAUUUUCGUCUAUAAUGGCCUAUGACGACCAAUACUUAGAAAGUUUUUUAAAUUCUAACAUCCUUUCUCAACUUUUUGAGAUCAUAACCGGAUUUAUCAAGAAAGAUUCAUCAUCAGUUGCCAAAUUUGAAAACAAUAUUUUACAAUUUUUCUCAAAACUCAUUUCAUUUCCGAAAUUUAACGAUGAAACCAUGGUUUCGUCCAUAUUAAACUGUUUUACUCGCAUUAUACAACAUAUUCAACCAGAUAUUACUACGGAUUACGAUGAAAAACUUUACAAAUCCGGAUAUGAUCCAGUUUUAACAUAUUUCAAAGAUAUUUUCAUAACAUCAUCAACCGCAUUGAGAUCAUUAUCAUACAACAACAUUCUAUUUGUAAUAAAUUCACCAGAAUUACUAAAUUUAAUAAAUAAUUCACUUUACAACAUUUACAUGAACAAAACAUGGAAGAUCAUCCUUGAAAUGGAUAUAGCCAUACUAGAAAAUGCAUCAGAAUACACUGAAUUCGUUCAAAAUUUCAUUGAAUCUUUUAAUAUUGAAAUUUUAAUUCAAAACCUUCUUAAAAAGCCACAACAAGAAUAUUCAGUAGGAAUCAUGAAUCUCUUAUGCAUUUUUAUCAAUCAAAAUGAAUCUUUUAUCAAUAAUAUUCCAAUUGAGAAUUUAUUUACAAGAAUUCUCAAAAAAUCAAAUAAAUUACCAUUCCAUAACUUACAAUCAUUCGUCAAACUAUGUCUUGUUAUCAUUAACAGCAAUUUUGACGGAAUUAUUCCUUUAUUAUUCCAAAAUGAACUGAUUUCUCAAUUUCCUAAUGUUAUAUUAGAAUCCCCAGUUGAUUUACAAGCUCUCUCCAUCACUGCGUUCCAGAAUUACUUAAUAAAACUAAGAUCUCAAGGAAAUUCUUUUGAUGACUUUGUAAACUUCUUAAAUGGAGAGUAUAAAGACUUCCUUGUCCAAUGCUGCGAAUCUUCUCAAGAUAUUGCAGAUUUGGCAACUCAAUUUUUAGAAAUUCUUGAAGAAUAA